Molecule: messenger RNA, 2863 nt
Organism: Peromyscus eremicus (cactus mouse)
Lineage: Eukaryota; Metazoa; Chordata; Mammalia; Rodentia; Cricetidae
Product: zinc finger protein 54-like
Exons: 2
Coding region: 859-2721 (620 amino acids)
Biological process (GO): regulation of transcription by RNA polymerase II
Cellular component (GO): nucleus
Molecular function (GO): RNA polymerase II cis-regulatory region sequence-specific DNA binding; DNA-binding transcription activator activity, RNA polymerase II-specific
Source: RefSeq, a predicted model, not a curated record
AAGUGGGCUCUACUUAAGAUGACAUUAGGACGCUGGGUGGGCCAGGGUAUUAUCUGCUUAUUGGCCAGAAUUCCAGGAAGUGGUUCUGAAUGCUAUCAUCUACACUUGCAUAUACGUGCUUACCUAUACUUAAACAUUAUUUUAUGUAUUUUUAACUUCCUUCAAUUUUUAUUACUCUUUGUGAGUAAAGUGAAAUAUUCUUCAAACUUCUAAAAUUGCCUAUAUUGACUUAGGCAUAUGCUUUGGAAAAUUUUAGAUUGUAUCAAAUGUGACUGAUUUGGAUUUUUUUAUCUGCCUCACAGUGGCCCACAUAUUCUUAUACAAUUAGUUCCUUAGAGUACCUGAUCUUAUAUGUUAAUGUUAAAAUUGACAGUAUGCAGUGCUGUUAGUAUCCUUUUUACUGUGGGGAAAAAAAGCAAAUCUCUUUGUCUAUAAAGUCAAUCAUGAAUUCCAUCUUCCAUACCUAACCCUCUGCUGUUUAAUGGUGUGGCAUUGGACCUAGACUUUAAACAUCCCAACUGAACCUUUUAGAAUAGAUUCAUGUAAGACCCAAGUACAAACAGAAUUGAUUUGUGUGAGUGUUUUACCGUGAUCUACAGCUACAGCAUUUAAAGCACAUUUCCUCAUCAUAAAUUUUCCUUCUGAGACAUGUCUGCUGUGGUCUUGUGUAACAUAAACAGCAUCCAUAAUAGAUAACCGUAUCCAGACCUUAAAUGUAUUUCUUCUUCCUUCCUGUAUACUGCUUGUAAGACUGUUGUUUCAUCCUGUUUUCAUGGAGUUAGAACAUUCAUGAUAGAAUAUGACUAUGUUAGAAAUAAUCUUUUUUAGUAAUUAUCUUCACUCACAUUCCAUCUCUUUAUGUCCAGGAAAGCACUUCCAGGUUGUACAUGGUCAAACCAUAUACUUUUGUUUCAGGGUCUGUUGACAUUCGGGGAUGUAGCUGUGGACUUCCCCCAGGAGGAGUGGGAAUGCCUGGACUCUGCUCAGAGGGCUUUGUACAUUGAUGUGAUGUUGGAAAAUUACAGCAACCUGGUCUCUGUGGAGAACUAUUGCAAAUGUGAUCCUGUCCAUCAACACGUAACUAAUGAAAAGGAGUAUUCUCAAUAUAAUAAACUUGACAAAGUGCUUGAUGACCCCUCUACAAGUACACUUUAUAAAACAGGUGAAACUACAGAAAACUCUAAUAACUACAGGUGCAGUAACCACAGGGAUGCCUCCAUUGACUCAUCAAACCCAGACAGACAUGAAAGCAUGCACACUGGAAAAGAAACUUGCAAAUCUAAAGAUUGUGAGAAAUCUUUAAAUUUGUGUGCCAACCUUACUCAAGAUCAGAGACUCUAUACUACAAAGAAAGAGCACAGGCAGCGAGAAUAUGAUGACUAUUUCAGUGCUGCAUACAGACUUUUGCAACAACCAAUCUAUAUUGGAGAAACACCGUACCAAUGUGGGAAAUGUGAGAAAUGCUUCAGUACUGCCUCAAGCCUUACUGUACAUGAGAGAAUUCAUACUGGAAAAAAACCCUACAAGUGCAACUUUUGUGACAAAUCAUUUAACCAGUGUGCAAAUCUAAAAACACAUCAGAGACUUCAUACUGGAGAGAAACCUUACAAAUGUAAAGAAUGUGGAAAGUCAUUUCCACAGUUAUCAGCACUUAAAAGCCAUCAAAAAAUGCAUACUGGAGAGAAACCUUACAAAUGUAAGGAAUGUGACAAAUUGUUUGCCCACUGUUCUAGUUUCAGGAGACAUCAGAAAAUCCAUACUGAUGAGGAACGUUAUAGCUGUGAAGAAUGUGGCAAGGUCUUUCAUCAGAUUUCACACCUUAAAAGCCAUUACAGACUCCAUACUGGAGAGAAGCCUUACAAAUGCAAUGACUGUGACAGAUCCUUUCCCCACUAUUCAUCAUUGAGUAGGCAUCAGAAAACUCAUUCUCUAGAGAAUUUUCACAAAUGCAAAGAAUGUGGUAAGCCCUUUCUUGAAUUAUCACAUCUUAAAAGACAUUACAGGAUCCACACUGGUGAGAAGCCUUACAAAUGUGAGGUAUGUGACAGAUCCUUUACUGUGAAUUCAACUCUUAGAACACACCAGAAAAUUCAUACUGGGGAGAAACCUCACAAAUGUGAGGUAUGUGACAAAUCUUUUACCAAGUACUCACAUCUUAAAAGACAUCAGAGUAUUCACACUGGAGAGAGACCUUACAGAUGUAAGGAAUGUGACAGAUCUUUUACUGAGUUCUCAACUCUUAGAGAACAUCAGAAAAUUCAUACUGGAGAGAAACCCUACAAAUGUGGAGAAUGUGACAAAUCCUUCAUCCAACGGUCAAAUCUUAGAAUACAUCAGAGAGUUCAUACUGGAGAGAGACCUUAUGUAUGUAAGGAAUGUAACAAAUCUUUUACUAAGUGUUCAACUCUUCAAGCACAUCAGAAAAUUCAUACUGGAGAGAAACCUUACAAAUGUAUGGAAUGCAACAAAUCUUUUACCCAGGACUCACAUCUUAGAACACAUCGCAGAGUUCAUACUGGAGAGAGACCUUACAGUUGUAAGGAAUGUGGCAAAUCUUUUACUAGGCGCUCAUAUGUUAAAGCACAUCAGAAAAUUCAUACUGGAGAGAAACCAUACAAAUGCAAAGACUGUGGCUUUUCCUUUAUCCAGAUGUCGAAUCUUAGAAGACAUCAAAAAAUUCAUACUGAAGAGAAAAAUACUGUUGUAAAUAAUGUGACAUAGCAUUUUCUGGUGUUCUCUGUUUACAAAUCACAACAGUAUACAAAAUAGAAAUAGAUAAGAAAAUUUUGAAAGUCUUUAAUGAAGGUUUACAUUUAAAACAAUAUCCUAGAGUGUAUAUUAAAAUAAAACUCUACAAAUGUAA